Molecule: messenger RNA, 2788 nt
Organism: Aspergillus candidus
Lineage: Eukaryota; Fungi; Ascomycota; Eurotiomycetes; Eurotiales; Aspergillaceae
Gene: pbs2
Product: mitogen-activated protein kinase kinase PBS2
Exons: 3
Coding region: 413-2317 (634 amino acids)
Biological process (GO): MAPK cascade; cellular hyperosmotic response; protein phosphorylation
Molecular function (GO): ATP binding; MAP kinase kinase activity
Source: RefSeq, a predicted model, not a curated record
AUUUGCCUCUCCAACUAUACCCAUUUCUUCCUUAACCUCACUUACCUCCUCCAGGCUGCUGCACACUUUCCCCCACUUCCCUCUCCCACUUCCCACUUCCACCUCUCUCGUCCCACUUUACUUCCUCCCUACUCCCCGAUCCAGGUUUUUUCUUCUCUAGUUCAUCCUCUCCUUGAACUCAUCGAUCUAUCCUUUUUUUCUUUCUUUCUUGUCCUUCCUUCCUUACUUCCUUCUUUUCUUCUUGAUCUACUCGUCGGUCGAUUUGACUGGUUCUGAUUGAUUCCCUUGGACGGGUCCAUUAUUCCUCCACUACAUGUGAUUAUCCCGACCGCAGUUGGUUCGGCUUCCCAAGUGAGUUGGCAACCACUCAUCAAUACAAAACGGAUCCCGACCCCCGAUUUGCCCCUACACAAUGGAAACAGAGCAACAACCGUUACCGGACGUGUCUCCCUCGCAUCCCGACCUCAGCACCUCCGAGGAGGAUGCCUCACCCUCCAUGACCCCCCACCCCGCGUCGAUACCCUCCCUCCGUCCGACCUCCCGCGAUACCGCCUCCGCCCCCGGCAUCACGGCGUCCUCCACCCACAUUGGCCAAAUCAAUGCCGCUCGACGUGGUGCCGGGACCCCGCCCCGACCGCAACCCUCCAUGAGCGGUGCGCAGCCCGGUGGGUUGAACCAGGAUAUCAUGGCCAAGAUGAGGGCCUUUUCGCUGUCCCGUCAAGGCGCACCCCCCAGCUUGUCCCAAAGCGCGUCGACGGGGGCCGUUCCCAGACCCUCUUCGGGGGUUCCCCCAAGCCCCGUGUCCAGACCCUCUCCGCCUCCCGUCAAUGGCCCAUUGGCCGGUGCCACCCCGGGGCGUCUUCCGCCGGUCGCUCGUCCAGGCACCAAGAAUUGGGCCUCCUCCCCGUCAAUUCCGGCCAGUUCGAGCCCGGGUACCUCGCCAAGACCUGGAGGGUUGGCUGCGAAGCGGAUGAAACCGGGGCUGAAACUGUCCGAUGCGACGGGGUCGUCGAAUGAGUCGCCGGGAGCCAAUCCCGCCGCCAAGGGUCCCAGUGGGUCGGGCGAAAGCGCCUUCAGCAAAUAUUCGGAAUAUAUCGACACCAAGACCGGGACGUUAAACUUCAAGAACAAGGCGAUCCUUCACGGAGGGGGCGUGGAAUUCUCGUCGGGACAUAGUUUCAAGAUCUCCUUGGAUGAGGUGGAUCGGCUGGAGGAGCUGGGCAAGGGCAACUAUGGCACGGUGUACUUGGUUCGACACCGGCGGCCUUCGAUGCGCAAACCGGGCAUGGGGCUCGGUGGGAUUGCGAAACGUCCAGAAGCGCCGGAGGCGAGCUCGAACCCCCCCCAGGAUAAUCUGUCCGGGAUUGUCAUGGCGCUGAAGGAGAUCCGUUUGGAGCUGGAUGAGAGCAAAUUCGCCCAAAUCCUGAUGGAGCUGGAUAUCCUUCAUCGCUGCGUGUCCCCUUUCAUUAUCGACUUUUACGGCGCCUUCUUCCAGGAAGGGGCGGUCUACAUCUGCGUGGAGUACAUGGAUGGCGGUUCGAUCGACAAACUCUACAAAGGCGGCAUUCCUGAGAACAUCCUCCGGAAAGUGGCCCUCUCGACGGUCAUGGGAUUGAAGACCCUCAAAGACGACCACAACAUCAUCCACCGCGACGUGAAACCGACGAAUAUCUUAAUCAACUCCCGGGGGCAGGUUAAGAUCUGCGAUUUCGGCGUCAGCGGGAAUCUCGUCGCCAGUAUCGCCAAGACGAACAUUGGCUGUCAGAGCUACAUGGCCCCCGAACGGAUUGCCGGUGGCGGUGUCCAGCAGUCCGGAGCUAGCGGCGGUGGAACUUACAGCGUGCAGAGCGACGUCUGGAGCUUGGGCCUGACCAUCAUCGAAUGUGCUAUUGGUCGGUACCCAUACCCUCCGGAGACGUUUAACAACAUUUUCAGCCAGCUCCACGCCAUCGUUCACGGCGAUGCCCCAACGCUCCCCGAAACGGGCUACUCGGAGGAAGCGCACGCUUUUGUCCGCGCCUGUCUGGACAAGAGCCCGAAUAACCGCCCAUCAUACACCAUGUUGCUCCGUCAUCCCUGGCUCGCCCCGCUCAUGAAGCCUCCCACCGAGUCCAAUGGCAGUGCCGAGGGCCACGAAGAAAGCGGCUCUUCCGUGACUGAAGAUCCGGAGGUGGCCGAAUGGGUCCAGGACAGGCUGAAACUCCGUCAGCAGAGUCAGCAGAAUGGAUCUGACAAGCCUGCCUUGCACGCCGUCGCGUUGGAUGCGGUUCCUGGUAGUCCCCUUCUUGACGAUCCGUCUGCGAUGUUCCAGGGAUAGACUACAACUCUAGGGAUAAAGACGUGUCUUGUUUUUGAUACUAUGGUUUGGGGAGCGUCUCGCCUCGAAUCGACCCCGGUUAACUCAACGCAAGCACGUUUAUCAGGCCGCACUCGGCGGGACAUCCAGCAGUCAACUCUAUCCCCGCAUUAUGUUAUGUCUUACCAGUAUCAACCCAAACAACCCUGGUCGACUUGAAAAUCACAACAUUGAAACAGUGACAGAUCUGACAUCGGGUUGGGUUGUGUUGUUGGAUACCUCUUUCUGAUCUGAUAUGAUACCUGAUUUCCGAUAUUAAAUCAUGUGUAACGAGUAUGGAGGGAUGUAGUACUGGGUAUGAUGUUUACAGCCAUUUCAUUUCAUUUCAUUUUGAUCAGUUCACUUCGCAUUGGUGAUGAAGGCUAGGGAUUUAACGAUGGAUUAUAUCAUGUUAUUAGGAUUCAACAAGAUAGAGCCAAAUUUUUUUUUUUU